AUGGAACAACAAGUGCAUGCAUCUUCACAGUCACGAUUAUCCACCAUUUUAGAACCCCAGGGCACACUCACCCCAUCAAAGAUCGCAAAUGUACCGCCUUCUUACCGUCUUCUUUACCGCGGGGCCUUAUCGUUACCUGACUCUCUACUUGUUCUUGACGGUCUUACCUUUGCAGCUCGGCUAGACUCGCCUUCCAAACAAAGCACAUCUCAUCUCUUAGAAAACCCACUGGCGUUGGCGUUGGAAAGUAUGCGUGGACGGCCGACUUUACGUUUGAUGGGCACGAUCGCAUUGAAGGAUGUGUAUAUGGAUGAAAGUGGGAAGGUAGAAAUGGACAUUCACCCACUUGCUACCUUGUCGCAAAUCUAUUUCGAGAAUAUGUUUUGUUUGCAACCAUUCUCUUCGGCUUCGACGUCAAAAGAUCCGCUUCCAGAACGGUCUGUUAUUGGCGUUAAAGUUGCUCUCGGAGACAGCAAUGGACCUGAAACAACUCAGGUCGUUAUUUUUGCACAAGUUUCUCGAUUUUCCGACGAGAAAAAGGUCAUCAGAUUACAAGUAGGACGCAUCGCACCGCGGCCAUUACCUCAACAUUCCCUACCACGUCCUCCGAGACCAGAUGACCCAAUACCUCGCAAACCUCCGGCAUUCUUUAUUCGCGACCUUAAGCGAGGUGGCAGUCUAGGCAACCUCAAGCGCGUGGCGAGCGGCAGUACAGUUGGUGGAGGGCCUUUGAAAAGGCAAAAAACUGCUGGAAUAGCAGCCGAUCUGGGAAGUGGGGUACGGUUGGGUGCUGUUGACGUCGAAGGGGACAGGGUCUUCAAAGUUCCGGAGCUACCGAAGCAGGUUAAACCUACCGCGAAAGGCAAGGAAAAAGAACGAGACGUGUUCGGAGACGUUUCAGAGGUUCAACGUGCAACUGUUGUGAAAGGCAAAACAAAGUCAGACGAUACCCAAAACGAGGCGGCGUUCGAGAAGGCAAAUAAAAACGCCAUAAAGAAAUCUACGACGGAAUAUCUUGCUCGUACGAAGGACCCCACUGGUUUCAUUGUCAAAAGCCACCCCGACUUCAAGGAGCUCUUCAACUUUGUCUAUCGCGGGGUCUGCUUUGCAUUACGUGUGAAGAUGCGUUCGUGCACCGUCGACGCAGCCCUCAUAAAUCGCCUCAUUGACGUGCAUGCUGUGAUGUACUUAGGGGGUCAUGGCGGUUCAGCCGAUGGACAAGGAACUUGA
Psilocybe cubensis is the source of this 1230-nucleotide messenger RNA. RefSeq lists its product as uncharacterized. NCBI's taxonomy places the organism in Eukaryota, Fungi, Basidiomycota, Agaricomycetes, Agaricales, Agrocybaceae. The coding region runs from base 1 to 1230 and encodes 409 amino acids. The transcript is spliced from 5 exons. The record is from RefSeq and is a predicted model, not a curated record.